Messenger RNA from Stylophora pistillata, 4248 nucleotides. Its product is annotated as NACHT, LRR and PYD domains-containing protein 3. NCBI's taxonomy places the organism in Eukaryota, Metazoa, Cnidaria, Anthozoa, Scleractinia, Pocilloporidae. Gene Ontology annotation, molecular function: protein binding. The record is from RefSeq and is a predicted model, not a curated record. Gene Ontology annotation, cellular component: cytoplasm.
AUUGAAUUUUACGUCGUAACGCGAAGCUCCUCGUUUGAAGACGUUGAAAGCCCACUGAACGACAAUCGAAUUCUCGCCGUAAAAUAGACGCGGUGUAUUUGACGGCGUAACGAGGUGAAUACAGAGGAGUUUGAUCCUUUUGGACGUAAAAAAGGUGUCAGAAAGUCAGAUAUGUGCUCAAAGUGUUUUGAACAGUGAUGAACGCCAUAGUAAUGAACGCCAUACAAAACAAUUGGGGUUCCGAGUGAGAGCUUCAAGUCAAUCCUUUGAGGAAAGGUUCUUCAUGGCCUUAGCAGCGGCACCAUUGUUUCGCUCAACAAAAGAGACAACUAAUUACGCCCGGUUAUGCAGGCUUUUGGUGGAUGUCAGUACACAUAUCCUGAGAGAAACAUUCGACAAGAAGCGUCCACCAGGAAACCUGGACAUGGUUUUGUCAAGUCCCCCAGUUCGUGCUUUGCUUCAAUUACUCAAAAGUAGAAAAGUGUUGAAUCCAUCACAAUGGGGAAGACUAUAUCCUAGCAUAAAAUCUUCAGUUUCAUCAAAGAAUUUCGAUAUCACUCUACUGAUGGUUCUGCUGAGAAAUAUUUGUAGUCUUCAUCCUCCACCUACCGGCUGGGAUAAAUUCCCUCCUGCGACAGACACAACCCUUGAGGCAGAUAUUGUCCGCAUCAAGUGCUACAGAAACGCAGUUUAUGGUCACGCCAGUCAGGCCUCAGUUGAUGACGCAAAAUUCAAUCAGUACUGGCAGGACAUCCAAGAUGCACUGGUGAGACUGGGAGGAGCAGGUUACCAAGGUGCCAUUGAUGAACUGAAAAAGGAAUGCAUGGACCCUGAUUUCGAGGAACACUACAAAGAGCUUCUUAAACAGUGGGUGAUGGAUGAAGACAGUAUGAAGAAAACCCUGGAUGAAAUCAAAGCAGACUUGAAUGAUUUGAAACAAUUCAUGAUCAAACCUGAAAAGAAGACAGGAUUGGAAGGUGUGGCAGAAUACACGAACGCGUUGAAAGAUUCGAUAAAGAGCCAAACGAAGUUCCUUACUGUAGCUUCUCCUACCUCAUCUAAGGUAAGAAUAGAUGACACAUACACCAGUCUUCUGAUACAACAUGGAAGAAAGCAAGUCGAAGACUUUGAUUUGGAAAGAGAAAAACACCUUCAGCAAUACGGUCAAGUGAGAGGAAAGCCAGUCAAACACUGUCAAGAAAUUUUCGCCUCUGACACCGAUUGUGAAGAGGAAAAGAAUCCAAAAACUGUUCUUGUCACUGGGAAGGCAGGGAUUGGUAAAACGCUGUUCUGCCAAAAGUUGAUCCGAGAUUGGGCUGACAACAAAUUGUUCCAAUCCCAAACAAACUCGGUGAAACUACCUGACUUUAAGUUCGCUUUCUUGUUAACAUUCCGUCAAUUAAAUCUACUUGGGGACGACAGUGUUACUUUAAAGGAUAUCUUAAUCCGAUCCUCAGUGCUAGAUGAUAACUCAAAUAUUGACGACUCUUUAUUUGAGUACAUUGUUCAUCAUUCUGAAGAGGUUUUGAUCAUCCUCGACGGGUUUGAUGAGUGUUCAAAACAAAGUUUCAUUGCGAGUAAUUUGGAUGAACAGUAUCCAAAUAUUGCCCAGGAGGAAAUGCCAGUUGCAGCACUAUGUGCCAAGCUGAUCAAAGGGAAAAUAUUGAAAGAUUCGUUUGUCAUGAUAACCUCAAGAUCCGAUGAGUCUGAUGACAUUAAGGAUAAAAUUGGCUUUGACCGGUGCGUAGAAAUCACAGGAUUUUCCGAGCAACAGGUGAAGGAAUACAUUGAAAAGUAUUUCAAAGAAAACGAAGUAAUGAAGAAAGCUGUGAUGGACCACAUCACCAAGAAUGAAAAUCUUGUCAGCUUUGCCCACAUUCCAGUUCUCUGUUUUCUGAUGUGUUCCUAUUUUGAGUAUGUCUGGCAGAAAUCGAUGAAAACUGAUGAUCUCCCGGUCAACGCAAGUGACAUUUACUUUGAAGUGGUUCAUAUGUUUUUUAAGAACCAUAGCAAAACGAAGGAAAUCCCUCUUGAAGCUACGAUGGAGAAGCUGUCAAUUUUAGCGGCUCAAUUGCUCCGGGAAAAGAAGUACCUCUUCGCGGUCGAAGACAUGAAGACCUUAACCCCAGAAGAAGUUGAAAACUUACGAGCAAGCGGUCUUCUUCAUUGCGGUCCCAUGUUUAGAAAAUCUUUCUCAGAAAUGACGAAAUAUUUCUAUUUCACCCAUUUGACACUCCAGGAAUACUUGGCGGCCCAUUGGUUUGUGAAGCAGAAAAAGAUUCCCUCCGGAGAAAACGCAUCAGCAAUGGUAUUGCAAUUUAUGUCAGGCAUUUUAUCAAAGCAGAACGACAAAGCUUUUAUGGAACAAUUGAUUGAAAGACUCCACCAGAGGUCUUCAGCUAAGCAUCCCGCCGGACUAGUGAUGAUGAAGUGUCUCGCUGAGUACAAGAACGUAAAAUUUGCACAAAAUGUCGUGAAGAAAUACUACCGUGAUUUUUGUGAUCGUGAUGGAAAGAUCAAAUUUCUACAUUUGACUGAUGUGGACUGCAUUGCCCUGUGUUUUCUGUUAGAUGUAAUCAAUACUUUAAAUUUAUUUCAAAUGUCUGCAAGGAGUCAGUCAUCCUCUCAACUGACUCGCACACCGUCGGGUAAUCGACGAUAUCUCCAUAGGCGUGUAACCCCGAAUGCAGAGGAAACUUCUAGAAGAGUUCAAACUUCCUCUCACCGGUCCUGUUGGGCACCGGUUGAACAGCUGACUCUCUUCAAUUGCCAAAUGACACAGACUGGAUUACGAAAAAUCUGUGAGGCGCUAAAGAAAAGGCUCUGCACCAUCACUUCAUUACUCCUUUCUGAGUGUAAUUUAACCGAAGACUGUAUUGCUACGAUCGCUGAAUCGUUGCCAUCGACUAAGUUGAUCGAACUGUCUCUUAAAGGAGCUCGUAUUGCUGAUGCCGGUGUUGUCAGUCUAUGUCAAGCAUUACAGAAAGCAACUACUCGUAAAGUGGUAGAAAAACUAAAUCUGAGUGGCAACCAGAUCACAGAUGAUGGUGUUGUCAGUCUAUGUCAAGCAUUGCAGACAGAAAAGUGCAAAGUCACUGAGCUAAAUAUGAGUGGUAAUCAAAUCACCGAUACCGGUGUUGCCAGUCUAUGUGAAGCUUUACAGACAUCAACAUGCAAAGUCACUACACUGUAUCUGGGCUGUAAUCAGAUCACCAAUGCCGGUGUUGCCAGUCUAAGUAAAGCAUUACAGACAGAAACAUGCAGAGUCACCGCAUUGUAUCUGGGGCGUAAUCAGAUCACCGAUGCUGGUGUUGUCAGUCUAAGUGAAGCAUUACAGACAGAAACAUGCAAAGUCACCACAUUGUCUCUGGAGCGUAAUCAGAUUACCGAUGCCGGUGUUGCCCGUUUAUGUCAACCAUUAAGGACAACAACAUGUAAAGUCACUACACUAGAUCUGAACUGGAAUCAGAUCUCCAAUGACGGCGUUGAAACCCUCUGUCAAACUUUACAGAAGGCGCAUUGUCAAGUCACUACUUUGCGCUUGAGUGGUAAUUCUCAGAUUACCAUUGUUGGUAAGAGGCGUCUCAAAAACGUUUUGAAGAGAAAACCCCAUCUUAAACUGUUUGGGUUUCCAGAAGAUACGUAGAAGACAAGUUAAGCGGCAUUAGUUGCUUAAGAAAGUCUAAAAGGAUAGAAACAGUGCAAUCAAAUAUGAGUGAACGGUGAUUUCAUUUAGCACCAGAUAUCUCUAGCAAUAUCAACAACAUGUCAAAUAUUUUUUCUUUAAUCACAUCUUCCAGAAACGUUCCCGGAAAGAGGCUUUUUAGAAACAGAACUGCUGAAAGGUGGCAUAAGUAAAUUUCUGAAAUAACUUUUUCAAUUGAAAAAAAAAAAAAAAAAAAAAAACAAGACUGAUAUAAUGAUAAUAUCACCUUUUAUUGCGCUUCAUCUGCGAAAGCGCUUGCGUUUGAGGAAACUGAUUCAAUGCUCAAGCUUGAGAUUAUAAUUUUUAUUUACCGCUAGUCAGUUGCUGAAACUGUGUAUAUGUAGGUGGCUGGUUCGAAGUAUUUUAAGGAAACUAGACAAGUGUCCAUGUUUCAGUAAAUUAUUUACUUGCUUGUUGACAGGGAUAAAAGAAAAAUGUGAUUUCAAGUCCUGAUGUGUUUUAUUUAUGCUAGAGAGCAUUUAUUUUCCUCAUCAUGUUAUAAUAGUGAUUAGUCACCGAAGUAAAUAAACCUUAAAAAAUGA